AAAUUUUCCAUGUUUGCACAUGUUUUUAAGAGUAACAAGUCACAUAUCACUUAACUAAAACUAGUUUGGAAAUCACAUAUUUUUUAAUGUUUUCCGGCUGUUCAAGUUUGGGCUUUCUCUAGGAUCCCAUUAAACCCACUGUUUUUUCCUACUCAGUCAAUAUUUGCUUAUAUGAAUCACUUGUUUUGGAGAAUUGAACCACCAAUGGAAGAUCAUCUGUUUGCAUAGAUACUUUGGUAUAUAUAGAAAGGCAUUAACAAUAAAGUUUUCAGUAAUAUAUAUGUUGACCCCAGGAAUACCAUUAAAUUGGAAGAAACAGAAGCCACACUUUAACGUGAAGCACAUACAUCACUAACACUUCAGAACUCGCAAAAUAGGGCUACAGAAUCGUCAUUACCUCAAAGACAUGGCCCGGUGGUGUUUUACGGAUGGAUUAUAGAAAGAUCAUGCUAACUUUUCGGAACAAGGAUGGUACAAUACUUUGGAAGAAUUUGAUGGACUAAUGGAGACAAAAAAAUAUGAGGCCUAGUUUGACGCCACUUCACGCAGAAAUGGAGACACUAAUAUGGGCUAUGGAGAGUAUGAGGAACUUAAGAUAAUUUCAUGUCAAGUUUGCAACGGAUUAUUCUUAAUUGGUGAAGAUAGUUUUGGAACCGGAAGAUGACAAGCAUUUGCAAGUGAUUUUGAAGAUAUCCAGAAACUGAAGGACAGCUUCUCGUGAUCGAGAUUAUACAUGUUUCAAGAACGUAGAAUUCAAAGGCGGACAAUCUCGCACGAUACUACUCUGAAACAAUCGUCUUUCAUCAGUCAUAUAGAUGCAGACUUACUAGGGUGGUUCAUAAAAUCCUAGCUAAGUUUGUAUGCUGAUGACAAAAAAAAACUUAACUAAAACUAGGAAUGUGCAUUUCAAUUUUAAAUCAUUUUUGGUUUAGGUUCAGUUUGGUUUGUGUGGUUCUAAAAAACUUUAAUAAGUCAACCAAAAUUAUUUUGGUUUAAGUUCGGUUUGAUUUGUUGUCGGUUUAGUUUAAUCAAAUUAAUUUUUAUUUUUGGUUUAAUUCGUUUAAGCAAAUAUAAUUUAUAAACUAUAAAAUAAAACAUCAUAUAAUAAUUAAAUCAUUAAAUUUUAAUAUUUUAAUAUUUUAAUAUAAACCAUAAUAAUUAAAUAGAAGAAAUAAUUCAAUAUUAAAUCAUUUUUCAAACAUAUUAUAACUAUCAGAGAUAGCUUUCAGUUUCGAUAAUUGUCUAGGAAUAUCAUAUUUUAUUUAUUUUAUUGUUAUUUGUGUCUUUUUGUAUUCAUUUAAAGUAAAAUGUAUAAAAUUAUACUUAAUUAUAUAGAUUAGAUGGUUAACUAUUUUAAAUCUGAACAUUAUUAAUAUAUUUUGUUAAUUUAAUUAAGUACACUUUGAUUUUUAAGUUUGUUUUAGUUUAAAACCAAACCAAACCGAACAGUUUGGAUAUAUUGAUUUGAUUCAGAUUGGUUGGAUUUGGAUUGGUUUGAUUCGAUUUUUUACCAACCCCUAAAAACCAAAGGAUUAAUCUAUUAAAUCAAAUUUGAACAUUUUAUGAUUGUUUAAAGAAAACUAAGUUCAACCAAAAUUCUAUUUUAGUCAUAUGACUAUGUUUUUUUUUAUUAUUUACGUUAAAUAUCGAUAAAACGAAUGAAUCAAAACGUCAUAAUCUAUCAAAUCAUUUUUCGAACAUUAAUGAGUAUACUUAGAAAACUCAGUUCAACCAAAAUGUUUCCAUUUCAAUUCGUUAUUCCACUAUUUAUCUAGCAAACGAAUCAAAAUAAGAAUCAACCACUAUAAAGAAAAUCAGAAUCAAGAUAAGAUGUUCUAUCUGCUCCUGCUGCCACUACAACACCCAUUAUGAAAAAUGUUCCAUCAAAAAUAUCAACAAGAAGGUCCGAAAAUUUUAUGUUGCUGAUCUCAUAACCACAACACCUAAUGCGAAUGCAUUCGAGAGUCUUUCUUGUUUUUCUGGGCUAGGUGACGUGGAUGAAGCCGAGAUAGAGCAGAUGAGCUCUCUCAGCUUGACAAGAGGUGGAAGAAAGACAAAAUUUCCUAUCAAAUGGAAAACAGUACAAGGGAGAGGAAAGCAUGGUCCGCUUAGCCGUGGAUCCAAACGCUUGCUAUUAUCUUUUAUUUCAUAGUUGGUUUUACUAAUUUCUACCUAAGUAGUUUUAUAGGUAUGAAAUUUUAACUAUUAUGAUGCGAUAAUGUAAGCUUUAUCUCACUAUAGGAUUUUAACGCUCUAUCUUGUAAACGUAUCAUACUAUAUAAAUUUGAAAGCAAGUCAAAAAAGUUUUGAUGCUUUUGUUUACUGUUGACAUUCUAUUGCACUGUUCCAGCGUAAAUAAGAGAUAUAAUACGCAGCUCGUUCUUUUCAUCUCACGGUAUAUCAGAACAUGAAAGUUUGUAAACUAUAUAUUAGUCGACUAUGUGUUUAUUUUAGGGCACAUCUUUCAAAUAGUUUUUUUUAUAUAUUUGUCCCAGUCCUUUUUCGUUCUUGUUCCAAAUACCGAAGACAAAAGUUUCAAAAUUAACUUUAAUUAAUGGGUAAAAAAUAAUUAUAUACUUAUUUAAAAUUUACUUAAUUAUUUAUUAAUAUACAAAAAAUAAAUUUUUAAUUUUUUGAAAAAAAAAUUGUUAUUAUUUUUUGCUUCAAAAUUUUAAUUAAAAACCUUCAAAUUUCUUUUAAUUCUAGUUUUAAAAAAAUGUGUUUUUUAUGCAAUGAAUUUUCUUUUUCAUAGGUUUUAAAAUACCUUCCAGAAUGUAAAUUAUAACCUUCUUAAUUCAUAAAACAAAUUAUAAAUUCAAAAUUACAUUUGUAAAUGCGUAACUAGACUUCUUGACUGUAAAUGUAUAUGUAUAUGUAUAUUUGGGGAUGUGUUUCUAAAUAUGUAUGAAAUAUUUGUGGAUUUAACUUAUAUGCAUAUUUAGGAAAUCAUUAGCAAUAUAUAAAAUAUUUCUAAAUUUUUAAAAAUUAUUUAUAAAUAUGUAUAAUAUCUGUAUAAAAUUCAAAUAUCAAGGUAUUCCUAAGACUUCAGGAUAUGUUAUACAUAUUUAAUUUGUUUUUGUUUUUAAUUUUGUUUUUUUUGUAUAUCUUACAAAAUAUACAUAUGGUUUGAAUUCAUAAGGGUAUUCAUAAAUAUAUAUUCAUGAAUUUUUUUAUAAAUACACAUGUAUGAAAAUUUUCUUAAAUUUUAUGAAGAUAUUAUAUAUAUUUAUUCAUAUCUUCCUAAAUUUAAGAACAUAUUAUACAUAUUCAGUAAAAAAAAUUCUAAAUAUUCAUAUAACUCAAACUCAAAAAGAUAUCAUAAACAUUCACAAAUGUCAUCUUAAAUUUUUUUAAAAAAAUUCCCAAAUACAAAUUUCAAAAAGAAAGUUUUCAAAAAUUCUAAAAAAAUAUAUAUUUUCUGUUAAUUUGAAUUUUUUAAUUUAAAGUUUUAUUUAUAUAUAUUUUUAAAACUGGAUAUAAUUAUUUUCUUUAUCUGUUUAACUAAAGCUAAACUGAUCACUUCGAUUUUUUUAAUGUAAUCUUAAAUUUAUUGAUCUAUCAGAAAAUAGUGAUAUUUACAUUGUCAAAAAAAAAAAGAGAUUCUAUGAACUGUAAACCUAUCAAUUACAUUGUGUUUGCUGGAACAACCGACGAAAAAACAUUUUUGAACCUUGUGUCUAGUUUAGGAAAAACAUUUUUUGAAGCUAUUUAAGGCAAUUUUCCUUUUUUUAUUGUUAAAAAGGUUAUUUUAAUAUGAAAAGGUUAAAAGGAUAGUGAAAUACCAUACUUCCACAAUAGGAAUAGUUUAAAUAGAACUAUUAAUAUAUCACUUUAUGUAAAUGCAUCUAACUUUUUAAUGCAUCUAAUAUUGCUACAAACGAAAAGGAAGAAGCAAAACAAAAACUAAUAUUUAAGCUGUCAAUGAAGUGAAAUUUUACAGUGGCUCUUGUAGGACGACUUUAGUAGGAUACGAGUCAUACGAGAAUUAACUACACUACAAAUGAAGAUGAAGUGUUUUUACAAAACAAAAAGAUAAAGUGUUAGCUUUGGUCUCUCCCAUAAUCUUUUAACUAAUAAAUGAAUUGCAAAAACCAUCGCACGGUGCCGAGAUUUGUUCGCCAUCUCCCUCACUUCAAAGACAAUUAAAAUCGACCACAUAUAUCCAUAAUUCUAAAAAAACGUGUCUCAUGUUUAUCAUCCAACAUGCAAAGUUUUUUAGGUCAACCUCAAAACACAAAAAGGUAGAAAAGAUAUUAUCGUGUCAUAAAUUGUUUCACCUUUCAUUUAGGUUUCAUUUUUUCUAUAUUUAUACCCCCACUCGUCCUCGCUUCUCCCACCAUCUAAAACACUCAUUAUUUCCCUUAGAUCUCUUACAUCUCUCCUUAGUGUCUUCUAAUCCUUUUUCUCAAUCACAAAAGAAAAAAAAAUGGUUGCAAGCUGGCCUGAGCCCAUUGUUUCAGUUCAAGCCUUGUCCCAAGCCGGCGUAUCCACCGUCCCAAACCGGUAUGUGAAACCCACGCAUCAGAGACCGGUCUACAAGUCCGAUCAAUCCGGUCUUGACAUGGAAAUCCCCGUGCUAGACAUGAGCGACAUGUGGAGGAACCCAGAGGGGCUGAAGCGAGUGAGGAAAGCGUGUGAGGAGUGGGGUUUCUUCCAAGUGGUGAACCAUGGUGUAGACCACGGGCUGAUGGAGAGAGUGAGAGGAGCGUGGCGAGAGUUCUUUGAUUUACCGGUAGAGAUGAAACGAAAGUACGCAAACUCACCCGACACGUACGAAGGCUAUGGAAGCAGGAUUGGUGUUGUGAAAGAUGCUAAAUUAGAUUGGAGUGACUAUUUCUUCCUUAAUUACUUGCCAUCUUCCAUAAGAAACCUUUCUAUGUGGCCAUCUCAGCCUCCUAAGAUAAGAGAAUUGAUCGAAGAGUACGGUGAAGAAGUGAAGAAACUGUGUGAGAGGUUGGUGGAAACAUUGUCAGAGAGUUUAGGUUUAGAACCAAACCAUCUCAUGAAGGCCUUUGGAGGAGAAGAUAAAGUCGGGGCUAGUCUGAGGGCUAAUUUCUACCCAAAAUGCCCUCAGCCACACCUAACUUUAGGUCUUUCUUCCCAUUCUGACCCUGGUGGCAUCACCAUUGUCCUCUCCGACGAGAAUGUAGCCGGCCUCCAGGUCCGACGUGGUGACUGCUGGGUUACUGUUAAAUCCGUCCCCAAUGCUUUGAUUGUUAACAUUGGAGAUCAAGUUCAGAUUCUUAGCAAUGGAAUUUACAAAAGCGUGGAGCAUCAGGUGAUCGUUAAUUCCGGUAUGGAUCGAGUCUCCUUGGCACUCUUCUACAACCCGAGAAGUGAUAUUCCGAUCGGACCAGUGGAAGAACUCUUAACCGAUAACCGACCUGCUCUUUAUAAACCGAUCAGGUUCGACGAGUAUCGACUUAUGAUUAGGCAAAAGGGUCCUAGUGGGAAGAAUCAAGUUGAUUCAUUGUUAGCAAGCACAUGAUAGUUCAUUUACAUCCCAAGUAUAAUCAGUACUUACUGCUACGUACUUAUAUAGUUGUACUUAUAUGUAAACUGUAUACUUGCGCUAUGUAAGAAAUAAAAACUUUAAUAAAAGGUAUCAAAUUAGAUUCCCGAGUUACCUUUUUAUUAUUUAUUUUGUCUCUCCUGAGGUCGCAUAUAAGUAUGAUAAGAAAAGUAUUUUUAAAACACUGCCCUUCUCCUCUUUCACUAGUUUGUUUUUUAUUACUCUAUAAUAUUUUAAAAUACAUGAAUAAUGUGACUUAGUUUCUAUAAUAUUUUAAAAUACAUGAAUAAUGUGACUUAGUUUCGUGCGUAUGAUUAAAUCUGAAAAGUGUUAGGCGUGCUAAACUCUUUCACUAUUAAGUUUAAAGUCAUGUGCAAACAUUGAAUAGCAAUGCAUUAUUGAUAUAGUACAUAAAGUUUAUUUGGGAAUAUAUUUUACUUUCAAGCUUGUAUCAUGUAUGUACAAAAUAUUGAAAUAGUUUGAUUAACAAAAUAAGAAAAUGAAACAAAGAUUUAA
Molecule: messenger RNA, 6028 nt
Organism: Brassica rapa (field mustard)
Lineage: Eukaryota; Viridiplantae; Streptophyta; Magnoliopsida; Brassicales; Brassicaceae
Product: probable 2-oxoglutarate-dependent dioxygenase ANS
Source: RefSeq, a predicted model, not a curated record